AAUCUGGCGUUUCUAGGUCUAGGGUUCUUCUCUCAACAGCACGCCGCCUUUCACCCGACAAAGAACAAAGUUCCAUCGGAGAGAUGUCGCGACCGGUCCCGAGGAACGACGUGGAGAUCGAAGGAAGAUUCGUGCUGCUGGAGCUCGGACCCCACGAGCAACCCAAAAGAUCCAAGAAAGAGUUCUCCGUCGGGAAACGGAGAUGGCAACUGUCUGCCGUCCGAGUCGACGAGCAUACUUCGGUGACGCUUUCGACAUCUUCACUCUUUUGGGACAAAUGUUUGGCUUCCGUUACCCUAAAACUUGUGCUCUUCCCUGAAAAUCAACCGGUGGUAGUUCAUAAUCGUCAAGAAGUUGACCUACCUCUCAAUGGUCCUCAUACAUGGACAGUGACGGAUGGAUGUAAAUCUACAAGAUGCUUGGUUGAGAUCGAGUUUCGCAACAUUACUGAGUAUGGCAAGACAGAAUCAUUUUUGCGCUGUACACAAAUGAGGACGGCGUCCGUGGAGCAAGCCCAGUCCGGCGUCGCGCGCAUGCUGCGAGAAGGCAUCCUCACGGACAUCACCGUCAACGCGGCCGGCGGCAGCAUGAGGGCCCACCGCGCCGUCCUGGCCGCGCGGUCGCCGGUGUUCCUGAGCAUGUUCUCGCACAACCUCAGGGAGAAGGAGCUCUCCACGGUGGACAUCUCCGACAUGUCCAUCGGCGCGUGCAAGGCCUUGGUCCGCUACCUCUACGGCGACGCCAGGUCCGAGUGGGAGCUGCUGGAGCACCGGAGCGAGCUCGUCGCCGCCGGCGACAAGUACGGUAUCUCCAACCUGAAGAAGGCAUGCGAGGAGAGCCUGAGGGAGGACGUGGGCGUGGAGAACGUGCUGGACAGGCUGCAGAUGGCGCACACCUACAGCCUGCCGGCGCUCAAGCGGACGUGCGUGAGGCUGCUCGUGGACUUCGGGAAGAUGUACGAGAUCCCCGAGGAUUUCGAGGCGUUCAUGGCGGCUGCGGACCAGGACCUUGCAGACGAGAUCCGCUCGACUGCAAUUCUCAGAGGGAGAAAGCUCGUGGCCAAGGAGAAGAAGCCUGCAGCUAAGAAGACUCGGCGCCCCAGUGUGAGGAAGUCUCCGCCUAGCAAGGCUUCAGGCAGCAGCAUUCCGGUUCGGAGGUCCAAAGUCUCGACGUCCACGCCUAAGCUGGAUGCGAGCAACACUGCGGCGGGUAAACGGGGCCGCCGGCGGAAGUCCACGCCAAGCCAGGAUCCCGACGGCGGCGCUCCGGAUAAACGGCCUCGGCGGCUCAAUGUCCGGCUUGCAGGCGACGAGUGGGCCAAGUGAAUUGUGCCCGCUCCGUCAGUUACAAGAUUUCCAUUCUAGGUCCCGCACGUGUUUGCUCAAACGUGUGUGCAAGCGGUUCAAUGUCGGGGCUUUGUAGGCGAUGAGUGGGCUAGAUGAGUAUAAAUUGUGUUGCCCAAGCUUUGUGCAUCAGGGUGUGAUGAAUUGCAUGUUUCCAUUUUUUUGUUUGACAAAGGAUUGCUAAGUCCAUUUAUAAUCUGUAUUUUUUUUAAAA
This is a messenger RNA of Triticum dicoccoides, 1557 nucleotides long. RefSeq names its product BTB/POZ domain-containing protein At1g55760-like. The record is from RefSeq and is a predicted model, not a curated record. The transcript has 4 exons. Bases 84 to 1325 code for a protein of 413 amino acids. Gene Ontology annotation, molecular function: protein binding. Lineage: Eukaryota; Viridiplantae; Streptophyta; Magnoliopsida; Poales; Poaceae.